CAUGCACAAACAAAGCAUAUUUUUUAAAAAAUAAAAUAAGACCAAAUGACAGUACUAAAAUUGCACACAAAGAAAACAACUUCCUAUCUCAAAGGGCAAAUUGCAUCACAAGCAAAAUAAUGUGUAUAUAAAGAGGGGUCAUUUUGCACCAUUUCCAUCACAAACAUCAUCGGCAAUAUGUCAAAGGCACCUACGACUCCGAGGAGCGGCAAAACGGAGGCCGAGGAUCGUAAGUAUGAGGAUUUCAAUCCACAUCUUGAGCGGCAAGAAAGGGUACUCGUUCGUCUUCCAGAUUUUAAAAGGAAUGAAUUAAGGGUUAGCAGGAAGAAGGGAAGGGUGACCGUUGAGGGGGAGCACCGCAUUGGCGAAAACAAAUGGAAAAGGUUCCAAGAAAACUUACCAAUUCCGAACGACUGUGUCGAGGAAUCUAUCACAGCGAGGUUCGAAAAUGGAAUCCUCGCCAUAACAAUGCCACUGCGAACCAAGAAACAAGAUCAAGGUGACAAGGAAACCGCCCCAAACACCCAUGUGCCUCCUCACAAGGAGGAGACUCAAGGUGGGUCCCCUCCAAAAACAACUUCAGGCGAGGACCGCGAGAACCCAACCCCACAGAAGCCACUAAUUCAAAGCGAAGUCCCUCCAAAUCUUACCCCAGCAAUACAUCCAGCACAUGUAACAGACAAUAAUAAGCAUGACAACAAGGCUGAUAAAGCAGAGAGCCAGAUUGCAAGUUACAGGCAGGCGAUUAAGAGGCUUACCGAGUCCAAUGAAGAUAAGCAGUUGUUGGUGAACGCUGUGGUGGCUGUGCUUGUUAUUGUAGCACUUGGGGCUUACAUCUUCCGCACGCAAGUGACUGAGUAGGCUGAUUCCCAGCUUGACUUCUAUAGUUCUAUCAUGAAUUCAGCUGCUCAAAUAUUUACAUAGCAAAACCCAAAACCGUUCCAAUUAUAUGAUUUAUGAAUGAAAAAAGUUGUGAUAUCAGGCGUGUAGAAGAAUGCAUACUACUGACCUUGAUCCUAGCUACGAUGGGGUUUGUGGAAUGAAAUUUAUAUUGUCAAUUAAGUAUCUAAGUUCUAACAUUAGUUUGAAAUAAUAACUUUAUAAGUUUAUG
This is a messenger RNA of Cuscuta campestris, 1111 nucleotides long. Lineage: Eukaryota; Viridiplantae; Streptophyta; Magnoliopsida; Solanales; Convolvulaceae. The record is from the annotation of a GenBank genome assembly.